Thunnus maccoyii (southern bluefin tuna) is the source of this 2609-nucleotide messenger RNA. Its product is annotated as transient receptor potential cation channel subfamily V member 1-like. The record is from RefSeq and is a predicted model, not a curated record. Lineage: Eukaryota; Metazoa; Chordata; Actinopteri; Scombriformes; Scombridae. Gene Ontology annotation, cellular component: membrane. The coding region runs from base 158 to 2416 and encodes 752 amino acids. The transcript is spliced from 17 exons. Gene Ontology annotation, biological process: calcium ion import across plasma membrane. Gene Ontology annotation, molecular function: calcium channel activity; protein binding.
AGCAGCCAGUCCAGUGAGAUCAUCGACAAGCAGGGUUAGGGUUCUGAUUGCAUGUUCUUCAGUUGGAAACCUGCUGCCAGGCAAACAACAAGCUUGCUCUUGCUCUCUGUGGAGAGGGAGGAGCAUAACCAAGACUCUGUUAUUAACAACAAAGAAGAUGGAAGCUGGACAGCCGUCGGACACAGUGGAUGCAAACACAGGCCAUGAAGAAGAGGGAAAUGGUCUGGAUUGGCUCCUUAAAAAAGACAGCUCAGAGAUAACUCCUCCACCUAUGGACACCAAUGAUUCAUUAUCUAGAAAAUACAGCACCAGCGUUGGCAGCAUUUACAGUAAAGCAUUCACCAGGGAAAGAAUAUUUGAAGCAGCAUCUCAUGGAAACACAACUCAACUCAAUAGCCUGCUUGACUACCUGCGGGUUAAUGAUAAGCAACUUACAAGCCCAGAAUUCACAGAUGAAAUAAAUGGGAAAACGGCACUCCUGAAAGCUUUGCUGAACCUCAAAGACGGCAAAAAUGACACCAUUGAAGUUUUCCUCGACAUAGCAGAGAAAACUGGAGAUUUAGAAAAUUUAAUCAACGCAUCUUACAAAGAUCCGAUCUACCACGGUCAGACAGCCUUGCACGUCGCCAUUGAGAGAAGGAGCUUUGGUCACGUGAAACUGCUGGUCCAGAAAGGAGCAGAUGUGCAGGCCAAAGCCAACGGGAAGUUCUUCCAGCGUAAAGCAGGAUUGGGGUUUUAUUUUGGAGAGCUUCCUCUGUCGUUGGCUGCCUGCACCAACCAGCCAGAUAUUGUGUCCUUCCUCAUGGAGAACCCUUACAGGAAUGCCGACUUGACUGACAAAGACUCCCAAGGAAACACAGUCUUGCACACCUUGGUGGUCAUAGCAGACAACACCACAGAAAACACAGAUAUGAUUGUGAAGACGUAUGAUGACAUACUAAUCCACCACAACAAACUCGAGAAAAAAAGAAAAGUCCAGUUGGAAGCUAUUGAAAAUAAUGAUGGGUUUACUCCUCUGAAGUUAGCAGCCAAGCUAGGCAAGAUUGGGCUGUUCAGGCACAUUUUGCAUCGGGAAUUCACGGAUGAGGAGACGAGGCCGCUGUCCAGAAAGUUCACAGAGUGGUUCUACGGACCCGUUCACUCCUCGCUGUAUGACACGAGCUCCAUCGACACCAACGAAGACAACUCUGUGUUGGAGAUAAUCGUCUUUGGGAGUGAAAUUCCGAAUCGCCCUGAGAUGCUCCAGAUCGAGCCUCUUCGCAGUCUUCUCAAGGAUAAGUGGGACAAAUUCGCCUCUAAAUUAUUCUUGAUGAAUUUCUUGGUUUACCUGACGUACCUGAUCAUCUUCACCACCGUGGCCUUCUACAGAAAAGAAGGCAAGCCACCGUUUCCCAUUGAAGAUGUCCCACUCGACUACCUGCGUUGCACCGGUGAGCUCAUCAGUGUCCUCGGAGCGGUGUGGUUUUUCUAUAAAGCGAUAACUAUUUUCAAAAGGAACCCGCCAACCUUCAAGGCUCUGUACAUCGACGGAUACUGUGACAUUCUUUUUUUCCUGCAAGCAAUUCUUCUUCUGAUCUGCAUUGUUUUGUACUGUUGUGGACUGAGAGAAUACGUCGGACUUCUUGUGCUCUCGCUGGCUCUCGCUUGGAUCAACGUUCUUUACUACUCGAGAGGCUCUAAACAAAUGGGGAUGUACAAUGUCAUGAUGCAAAGAAUGAUCCUGGGUGACAUCUUGCACUUUUUGUGCUUCUAUAGCGUCUUCCUCUUUGGAUUCUCUGCUGCUGUCGUUGCCCUUAUCGAUGACUCCUCUGUUAAAAAGCUGGCCAAUGGCACACUGGCACAUGGAAGGAGUGUUGAGACAUUUAAAUGCAAAAGGCCAACUUACAACGAUAUCCGUUUUACAACGCUGGAGUUGUUCAAGUUCACUAUUGGAAUGGGAGAUCUGGAGUUUACUGACCAUGUCCAGUACAAAGAAGUUUUCUACAUCCUUCUCAUCUCGUACAUAGUUCUUACUUACAUCCUGUUGCUCAACAUGCUCAUAGCUCUGAUGGGCAACACGGUCGAAAGAAUCUCCAAAGAAAGUGAAAACAUCUGGAAUCUGCAGAGGGCUCAGACCAUCCUGGACCUGGAGAGGACUCUGCCGAGGAGUCUGAUGAAUAAACUGUACCCUGCAGCGUCCAAGACGGUGUGUCUCAGAAACGAGCCGGAUGAGUGCAGAACGUUUUUCAGGGUGGGGGAAACCAACUGGAAACAAUGGCGGUCAGACGUCGGCGUAACUCGGGAGGAAGAUCCUGGGAAUCGCAUGAUGAUGUCACAGUCCCACGACCAGAUUGACGGGAACAUGUGGAGCCUAAAUCCGCUAUUUAAGAGGAUUCGUGGGAGAAGACGCCAACCGCAGCAACCCGGCGCUCCUUAACUUCACCAGAUCAUCACAGGGACAUUUAUUGAGAGCAUCAGUAACCUCUCCCUCUAAACAUGUCAAGGCUUUUUUUACUUUUGAUACUAACUUUUUAUAUUCUAUUUUCCAUUUCUUAAAGGUACUGUAUAUACAGGAUGUUUACCAUAAACUGGGGAUGAUUUCAGCAAUAAAUCCAACUGUCUGUAAACAA